AUGCAUAGCAUUGAUGAGCGCCACGGCGCCUCGUUCCAGAUCGUCGUGGAUGUGAUAGAAAGCCGGAGGUGGGUUGAUGGCCAGCUGCAAGCCGAGGGCGGCGAGCCAGUCCUUGCGCUUUUCUGGAUCGAUACGCUGGCCCAGCGGCGGCGCCUCUUCGACACCACCAGGGCAGUUGAUGUGGACCAACCAGGUUAUGGCCCGAUGAUCGGAUCCAAACCUGAGCUCGUCGUGUGCAGACCAUUGCUGCGGGAGGAAGUUAUCAGUGACCGACGACCAGGUCAGGUCAAUAAUGGAAUUGGUUUGGUUUCGCUGGCCACAUCGAGUGGGCACAUCGAGGUCAUUGAGAAGCAUAAGGUCACGAUUUGCAGCCCACGUAGUGAACUGCGAACCGAUCGCGGUGUUAUCAUAUUGAGGGAUGGCGGACCAACUCCACGCUUGGUGGUGAAGGUUGAAAUCGCCUCCAAUAAUAAUGGGAAGGGUGGCGGGCACCGGGGCCCCCAUGAGAAGGUUCAACUCGCGGUGGAGCGUAGCUCGCCCACGGUUGUAUAUGUUAGUGACGAGAAACGAGACGUCCCCGGCAGUAAACUGCAAACAAAUGAUAUCGGGAUCAGAGAUAAUAUCGCGGCGGACAUAAACCCGCCAAUGGAUAAGGAUGUCGGAGUGAACAAAUAUGAUAGCUCGGGGAGCACGCUCACCCAAGGAAUGAGGAGUAAAGAAUGCCGUCCACUGGGGGUGGUUGAUGGUGCCAAAAAUGGCCUCGCCACCUUCUGCCCCAUGGACCUGCUGUUCGCCGAUUUGUCCCCACCAGGGUUCCUGGCAGAGAAAGACAGAGGGUUGGAGUCGAUUGAAUAUGGUAUGCAGGCGCGUAUUCUCACGCGCUGCAUUUAG
Molecule: messenger RNA, 891 nt
Organism: Laetiporus sulphureus 93-53
Lineage: Eukaryota; Fungi; Basidiomycota; Agaricomycetes; Polyporales; Laetiporaceae
Exons: 1
Coding region: 1-891 (296 amino acids)
Source: RefSeq, a predicted model, not a curated record